GACCCAUUGUUAAAAUCGUGUUUAUGGAAGACAAUCUUACUCAGCUAAGAGUGAUCGCCAAAGAAGAAGAAGGCCAAGACUCACCUGUGAAUGACUGAAACAUCAUGGCUGCUCUGCUGCUAGAAGUUUGUGUCAUUCCAGCACUUUGAAUCAUAUGCAAGACCGAGAAGCUCAGAAUUUAUUAUUAUUGGCAGCCCAGUUGGGUUCUCCUUACCCCCUGCUGUGGGAGUGCAUAUGAAUAAAAUUAUAUUCUAAAUAAUUAUCACAUUACAAGAGACACUUUAAAUAAUUUCCUUGAUGCUUUCAAUAGCAGGUAUGCAUGGCAGCACUCUCUAGUGUAUAGAAUCUUCCGCAUAUACUAGUAUAUACAGCCUUUUGGAGAAAACAUUGCAUAUAAAGUGGUUGUCUUAUGGGAGGCCCAGCAAAUUUAACUAGACUUUUAUUUAAUUUUUUAUGAUCAUUCAAAUACCAAUAGAUAAGUAGGUCCUCCCACUUGUUAUUGUCCUGUCUACUACCGCCACAAGCUUUCAACUAAACUCAAUCAACUUCCAUAGUAGAUAAAAAAGAGACAGGUGAGAAGUGCUAUAACAUGAAUAUACAGGAAUUCGCAUGUCAAGUAGCCCCAGGAACUGUGACCAAAUAUUGUUAAAAUCUACUCUUAAUAUGCCUAUUAAAUGCUACCCACUCUUGGCAGCCAAGUUAAUAUAAGAAUAAAUCUUGGCAUGAGGAAUAUUUUCAUUCCUUCAUAAACAUAACAAAAACUGAGGGUUAUUCCCCAAACAACACACAAAAUAAACAACUAACUGUGUUGUACCUCCAAGCUGAAAAAGCAGUACCAAGAUCAACAACUUUGCCUUUUGGAUGUGAAUUUAAAGUAAUAUGCCAAGACAGAAUAAGGGAAGGAGGGGAGAGACGUCUGCUUAAAGGUGUUCUAAAUGUACAGAGUUUUCUUUCCCUUUUGGCAAUGAGAGAGAGUUUUCAGGGUCGUCGUUUUCUAAAGGGUUUAUUUGUAUUUCAGACAAGACUAAAAUUAUAAUACUAACGCAGCCAAGCUUUUGGAUUUUACUGCAUCUAAAUAUAUAAUGCUUUUUUAAAAAAGUAGGACAGAUUAAAUGAUGAUUCCAGUCAUCUGGUUCCUGUUCUUACUGAUUGUUUGUAGUUCACAGGGCAGUGGCGGCGAUGAUGCCCUGUGUCUAAAUUCUAACAUGUUUUCUGAGUUUUGACACCUUUAAUCUGGGCUUGAAAUGUUUCUGGUCAUUUCAUGGCAAGCCACACACUUAACGGACGUAGAUACUUAAUGAUAGAACCAUGACAAAAUAAUAGUAAAAAGAAAUAGCAUUUUUUGGUGUUUGCUUAUAAACAUUUUAUACGCAUGCUUCCCCCCCAAAUAUCGAAAACAGCAGAAGAGAUUUGGAACACAAGGAAGGCUAAUAAAUUUCAUAUGCUUUUUAAAAUAAUAUAUUUAUUGAUUUUAUAGCAAACAAAAACAAAAAAAUACAGAAAUAGAAAAUACAAAAAUACAAAAAAACACAAAAACACAAAAAUAAAACUUUCUACAUCUUACUUCAAAUCUAACACUGUUGACUUCCUCAUUCCUCCUCCAACUGCGUUACAUUGUAAAUCAUCUUUAGUAAUUUUUACAUCUUGACCUUAAACUUAUUUUCCAUUUUAACUAAACCUUUUUUAUAUUAUAUUAUUAUAACUUAACAUAUAUUUCACUGGAAGGACAGAUCGUGAAGCUGAGGCUCCAAUACUUUGGCCACCUCAUGAGAAGAGAAGAAUCUUUGGAAAAGACCCUGAUGUUGGGAAAGAUUGAGGGCACUAGGAGAAGGGGACGACAGAGGACGAGAUGGUUGGACAGUGUUCUCGAAGCUACGAACAUGAGUUUGACCAAACUGCGGGAGGCAGUGCAAGACAGGAGUGCCUGGCGUGCUCUGGUCCAUGGGGUCACGAAGAGUCGGACACGACUAAACAACAACAACAACAUAUAUUUCAAAUCCUUUUCCAAACUUAUAACUACAUCUAAAUAUAUUUACUCCUCUACAUUUUAUAUUUCUACAACCUCUCUGUACCUCCUUCACUUCAAUUAGUUCUAUCCAAUAAUAUGCUUAUUCUUUAAAUAAACUUUAAAUUUCUUCCACUCUUCUUCCACCGCUUCUUUCCUCUGAUCCCGGAGUCUCCCGGUUAACUCCGCCAGUUCCAUGUAUUCUAUCAUCUUCUUCUACCAUUCAUCCGCCGUUGGUAAUUCUUCAUUCUUCCAAUUCUUGGCUAUUAAAUAAAUUUCAUAUGCUUUUAAAGGGCAGAGUCAUGUCUUAUUUCCUCCAAAGCUUGGCUUGUUAUCCAACUGCUCUGACCCUGUGUAGUUUCAUCUGGAGUGGAGUGGCCAAACAAAUCACAGUUAAAUAUGGCUGCUGGGUACAGACAUGGUGCCAAAACAAGCCAUGGGUCAUAGGCCAACAACAAACAUGGCUUCACAUCAUAGUUAGUUAUUGGAAAACAAACCAUGAUUGGUCUUCAGGGCUGGGUUUGAACAUCCAAACAAGCCACACUUAUGAUUUAGUGCUAUAUGUGAACCAGGCCAAUGUUUCUUUCUGUUAAUCAUUUUUUUUACGUUGUUUGUGAGUCCAUUUAUCCACUUGUGUACAUACUAGUCUAUCCUGACAUAAUGGGAACCACCCUAGAAUCAUCAUCAUGUGAGGCAGCCUAUUUGACCCACAGAAAUGGUGUUAUGGCAUUGCUGGCAUAUUGUGGCUUGUAUCACUCUAGAAAAUUUGUGUGAAGCUUCUGGAGGUGUUGUCCCAGUAGAUAAGGGGGACAGGUGUGGUUUGCCCAGUGAGGCAGAGCCACAAAGAAAGCAUCCUUUCAGGUAUGCCACUGUGCUUACCAGGAUGGGAAGGAACAAUGUGGUGGGAAGGUUGGCAUAGUGUGAGUACAGCAGCAAGAUUACCAGAUUGACUCAGCCACUGCAUUAUGCCAACCACUCCACACCCUCACCUCUCUCCCUCCUGGUAUGCACCAAACAAGCCACUUCUGAUGGAGACAGAAUUGGCACCAUAACUGGUUGUUGUGGUUUUUUAAUUGGGUCUGUGUGUUGUGAUCAUAGAAGUCUAUAUACAUACAAAAGGCAUCUGGAAAAGGCCAAUACCAUUGGGUGUUGGGCUAGAGACCUCUGUUUUAGAAAGUAGUGGGCAAAACAAUAAAUAAGAGAACUUGCAGAGGAUGAGGACUGGGGAAAGUGCAAUGUGUGAACUGGAAACUUCACGUUUAAGAGAACAAGUGCGGGUAUUAGGACAUUUCAUUGAAUGCUUUCCUUCUGCCUGUCUCAACUUAACUCAGCCUUGUAAUGGCUGAUAACCUAAAUCAGUGCUGACCUUGGCAUUUGAAGAAUCUACUCUUGACAGUUUCUCCUGGAGAAACUGUUUGGCAUUCUUUCAACAUUGACUGUGGCAAUCUUAUAUUCAAGCAAAGACAGUGUCUGUAAACAAUAGCUGGGUAUAGCGUUUGUGCUUCAGCUCUGCUGCUUAAAACCCCAGGGUACUCUGCAUUAGGGCACCUCAUCUUUCAUAUUUUUAAAAAUAGAGCUAAUGGUAUAACAUUUUAGAAUAGAAUAGAAUAGAUUCUUUAUUGUCAUUGUCCCCUUGCAGGAACAAUGAAAUUUCUCAGUUGCUAUAUCAACUCAACUCAACUCAACUAAGACACUCCACAUAAAUUAAAAUACUAAUAAGUGCAAUACAAUACAGAACAAUAUAACAAAUAAAUAAGAUGACUUCAGAGUCCAGAGUUUUCAUUUAAGGCCAAGAUUGCUCUAGAAAAGAAACUGUUCUUGAGACGGCUUGUUCUCGUCUUCAUUGUUCUAUAUCUCCGUCCCGAUGACAAGAGCUCAAAGAAGCGAUGACCCGGAUGCGAUGGGUCUCUUGAUAUAUCUAAUGUCUUUCUGUGGCACCUGAUGGUAUAGAUAUGUUCUAAGGUAGAGAGUGAACAGCCAAUGAUACUCUCUGCUGUUUUAAUAAUUCUGCACAACACAAUCCUUUCCCGAGAAGUACAGCUUCCUUACCACACACAUAAGCCAUAAGUGAGCACGCUCUCAAUGGCACAGUGAUAGAAGGCAAGCGGCAACUUUUGUGGAAGAUGAUUUUUCCUUAAAAUUCUCAAAAAAGUACAGUCUGUAUACGGAGCAGAAUGGCAUACAGAAUGGUAUUCUUUUGGCUGUGCAUAUAUUUGCUUCCUAUCCUGCAGCAUAAAUCUCUGUCUAUGCACACCUGCUUAUUGUUUUUAAACUUGUACACCCACACUUCUUCUUGUCCAACUGCUUUCCCCCAGGGAAAGCCAGUCUUUAGUGCUAAAUUGGAGCAAACAACAAUUUGGAUUUCCUCUGGAUUGACGGUUGUUCCAAUUUGGCACUAAAGAGCAGGUUUUCCCUGAGAAAGGCAUGGGGCAAGGGGGAAACCACUCAGACCCAUGCUUUCCAGGCAUGGUAUAAGUGGUAGUGUGAACAAGCCCUGAUUGUAUGCACACAUCUUUUACAUACAUGAGCAGUUUUCAAAGAUUGGAAGUGGCAGCUUCAAUUCCUUCAGCACUGGGAGGCAAACUGAAGCAAUCCAACUGCAACAGUAUCUGAAGAAGUGUACAUGCACAUGAAAGCUCAUACCAAUAACAAACUUAGUUGGUCUCUAAGGUGCUACUGGAAUGAAUUUUUAAAAUUUUGUUUAGACUAUGGCAGACCAACACGGCUACCUACCUGUAACUACAACCACAACAGUGUGAUUUUAAAGUCUCCUUGGCAUGGAGGCAUCCUGCCUAAUUGUGAGUGUUACAGUGAUUCAGCAGCUAAAUAUGCCAGGGUCUGUGGGUGUACUUUGUUGCCUCCUUGCUGCCUCUGUGUAGUAUGUCUUUUUUGUUGUUGUUGUUUGUAGUUUACCCUCAAGGAAAAGCAACAUUGUGGGAGUUGAACUUGCAUAAACUCUCUGCAGAAGGAUCACAAUAUCAUCUAAUUGCAGAGGAGCUCGGAAGUGAUAUUUGAGAUCAUAAUUCACAUCGAAUACAUCCCACAAUAAUGUAAAUUAUGGAUUAUUUACUGGAUAAAAUAAUUUUAGAAUUUGUAGAGAGGUGGCAGGUUUCUUUAGGCAUAUCAAUAGUAUUAAUUUUUAAUUCCUCUGCUAUGUAUCUAAUCUAUAGGAUUUGUAGGAUGUUGCAUUAGAUAUAGCUUUGGCAUGCAUGCAUGCAUGCCAAUUUGUCCAUCUGUUCUUUCAUCCCCACAGGGCAAAACUAGCAUGGCAUUUACUCAUAAUCUCUUCUGUUUUAGUACCUUAUUUUCUGAGCUGUAGUGAAACAUUGACAUUAUGAAAGUGCCUAAGCAAUUGUAGGUGGGGGACACCAUCCCCAUCUUUUCAGCUGUGUUUGUGUGUGAAGUCCAUUCAAAGAGCUGUAAUUUUAAAGUUCUUCAGUAAACUUAUCUUAUAAAUAAACUGUAAUGUUGGCAAGAAAAGUAAAAGUGAAGUGUUCGUUUUGGAUCUAUUAAAGAGGUGGUUCAAAUUUUAAACCCAUCAUUGUACAGAAGAGCACACACACACACACACACACACACACGCACCCAUGUCAAGUGGCUAGGAAUGCAGGAAACUGCUGAAAACUAUAUCAGACUUGCUGUCCAUUUAGCCCAAUAUUUUCUACUCAUGCUGGCAGCAGUUCACCAAGGUCUCAAGCAGAGAUUUUUCCCCAUUAACCUUUUAAUUGGAGAUUGAACUUGGGACCUUGUAAAUGUGACAUGUGUGCCCUCCCUCUUAGGUUCAGGUCUUCCUCUGUUAUGACUCUGACCCUGAGCAGCAGCCAGGACUCUGAAUCAGCUGGAUUAGGAAGGUUUUGAUGAACUCCAUGCCUGUGCUGAUCCUGGAUUCCCUGAAUAUGGAUAUAAGAUGCCUGGCGCAGGUGUUUUCUUUGAAAGUUCAGUAGUCCGGUUCCAUUGCCAAGAAGGAUACAGGCUUAAGGGCCCAUCCAAAAAGCUUUGUGAGAGACAUUUCAACGGCUCCCUAAGUUGGAAGCCAAGCGAGAAACCCGUGUGCCUCCAAGAAGCCACAGAUUGCCUUGCACCUGUUGUUGAAGAUGCAGAGGUUCAUAACAAGACAUAUGGGACUGGAGAUAAAUUAAUAAUCAGCUGUCAUGAAGGAUUCCAGAUCCGUUACCCUGAUUUAGACAACAUGGUUUCAGUGUGUCAAGACGAUGGAACGUGGGAUAAUCUGCCCCUUUGUCAAGGUUGCCUGAGGCCAUUGGUUCUUCCUCAUAGUUACAUUAACAUAUCUGAGUUCGAGUCCUCCUUCCCAGUAGGAACUAUGAUAUAUUUUCAGUGCUUUCCUGGAUAUAAACUAGAGGGGACAGAGUUCCUUGAGUGCAUGUAUAACCUUAUCUGGUCAGAUAGCCCACCUAGGUGCCUUGAUGUGGAAGUUUGUCCACUACCUCCUAUGGUGACUCAUGGAGAUUACAUUUGCCACCCGCGGCCUUGCGAGCAUUACAACCAUGGGACUGUGGUUGAGUUCUAUUGUGAUCCUGGCUACACUCUCACCAAUGAUUACAAAUAUAUCACCUGCCAGUAUGGAGAAUGGUUUCCGUCAUAUCAAGUAUACUGUGUCAAAACAGAACAAACUUGGCCAAAUACACAGGAAACUCUCCUGACAACAUGGAAGAUUGUGGCAUUCACUGCUACCAGUGUUCUUCUGGUGCUUCUGUUAGUUAUUCUUGCCAGAAUGUUCCAGACCAAAUUUAAGGCACGCUUUCUUCCAAGAGGAGCUCAAGAGAAUUGCAGCAGUGGCCCCGACUUCGUGGUGGUGGACGGUGUUCCUGUGAUGCUACCUUCCUACGAUGAAGCUGUGAGCAGUGGAUUGAAUGCCUUGGCACCUGGAUGUGUGUCCCCUGCUGGCCAGGGGUAUGUUUUACAGGCUGAUGAUCAGAACCCUCCAGCUUAUCCGGGGCCAGAUGACUUGGGCAGGUUGCCAGCGGAAUUUGAUACCUGUGACAGCAUUUCAGGCUCUUCAGAACUUCUUCAAAGUUUGUACACAUCUUCUGUGUGUCAAGUGGGAGCACAUCCUGUCUCAGAGAGAACUGAUGCCAUCAACAGCACCACCGGGGAAGUAGCAUCAACCAGCCCAAGCAUUGACAUUGCAGAUGAAAUUCCAUUGAUGGAUGAAGACCCUUAAUCUGCACAAAUCUUGAUCAUUACCUGCUCACACCUCUUGGGGGGAGGAGGGCGUAAAAGAAUCAUGCACAUAUGUAUACAAACAUACCUAUAUAUCUAUAUAAAUCUCUAUAUAAAGACUGGCUAAAUAUUGGGGGAGGGCAUUUCGGUUUUUUUAUAAAUCUUCCACAUUAUGAUGUCACCAGAUUUUUUUGUGCACAUAUCUUAAUCAACUUUGGGGGUUGAGAGCAUCAGCUAUUCAACGGCAGCUUUACAAAAUGAAUCCUGAGGAUUUGAUGAGACUAGUCACUGCAAAAGAACUAUAGAUUUAUGGAAUAGUGAUGAGUGUAUCUGCAUCGCAGGAAGUCUUAACUGCUUUUUAGAGACACCAGUGAAAGUGGUUUGUGGCACAGGUACAAACUGCCUAAAGAAAGCAUGUCAGAUGAUGUAAAUUUUGCUUUAUUGAAGCUGCUAAAUAUUUAUGAUGGACCACAAUUUACAAAGGAAUCCUAAUUUAUGGGGUGCAGGGAAAUAAACAGUGUUGAAAUUAAAAUUGGGGAAAGGUCAUUCCUGAAUGGUCUGUUUUAACCAAGCUUGUAGAGAGAAACUCUUGUGGUGAUGUCAUUUAAAGAGGUGGCUGCAGCAUCGAAGGACCUGAGUUCAAGAAAGAACUUAUUCUGGGUAAACGUAUAAUAAAAGGAAAGAAGAGGCUUGAGUCAUGAUUUAAAGGUGUUUUUUUAAAAAAGAAAGAAAGAUAUAAAAGAGAAGUAUUUAUGAAACAUUAUCACAAUUGCAUUGCAUUUGACCCGUUUUUUCUCAUGAAUGUUCCAAGUUAUAAAAAAAAAAGUUCCAAAGCCACAGUUAGGCAAAUGUUGAAAUUGUAGUGUCUCGCAUCCAUGAUUAAUGAGGCCACUGAGAAACAAGAGGAAGGCAAUGGUAUUGGUUGAACCCCAACGCAUAUAGAAGUAUAAACUCAAAGAGGAAGUUCCUGCUUAAAUAGGUCAGUGAGGAAUGAGCAUGCUCAGUGGCAUCUAAGAAUCGUGGAAUGUUGAAUGUCUGCUGAAAAAGGAAAAGAGGUAAUUGGUG
Zootoca vivipara (common lizard) is the source of this 8251-nucleotide messenger RNA. The record is from RefSeq and is a predicted model, not a curated record. Lineage: Eukaryota; Metazoa; Chordata; Lepidosauria; Squamata; Lacertidae.